Malurus melanocephalus (red-backed fairy wren) is the source of this 1467-nucleotide messenger RNA. It is a transcript of the gene SETD9, whose product is annotated as SET domain containing 9. The record is from RefSeq and is a predicted model, not a curated record. Lineage: Eukaryota; Metazoa; Chordata; Aves; Passeriformes; Maluridae. Bases 35 to 868 code for a protein of 277 amino acids. The transcript has 5 exons.
GGGCGGUGCGCGGGGCCGUGAGGGAGCGGCCGCCAUGCUGCGGGAGCUGCGGCGGCGGUGGCGCUCCUACAAGUAUCGUUUCGUGCCUUGGCUCGCCCUCAACCUCCGCCGCCAGCGCAGAACCCUCCGAUAUGUUCCUGAAAGCUCUCAAGACAAAGUUAUUGCUGAUGAAGAAGUCUUUGAAACACUACUGAAAACGUUUAAAGCUCUGUUCAUAAAUGACUUAAGUAGACAAGCAGAUAUUCUGGCCUUACUUCCAGAAGUGAAGUGUCAAUAUAUGGAAUUACUGACUGUGGAGCAGAAGCAGUCAAAAGCCAGUUCUUGUAACUAUCAGGGUCAGCACGUGUUUAGUCCCGAGGAAGUUUUGUUUAACACGCUGGGGUUCGCUGUUAGCAGAGAUCGGAGUUCAUUGGUGUCUGCUGGAACUGGAGUCUUUGUUACCAAAGGUUUUGUACCGAAAGGGACGGUUGUGUCUAUGUAUCCUGGUACAGUAUACAGAAAGCAUGAGCCCAUCUUUUUCCAGUCCCUUGGCAAUCCCUUUAUUUUUAGGUGCAUUGAUGGUGUCCUUAUUGAUGGGAAUGAUAAAGGACUGUCAAGAUCAGUGUACAGGUCUUGCAGCAGGAGAGAUCAGCUUGGCCCCUUUCAGAUGAGUGAUGAGAGCUGGCUCACAGCUGCCCCCCAAAACCCACUGGCAGUGGGACAGUAUGUCAACAAUUGCUCACAUGAAAAAGCAGCAAACGUGUGUUAUCAAGAGUUUGAUGUGCCAGGACAUUUUCCAAUAGAACUGAAACAGUAUCUUCCAAACAUCGUCUACAGCCAUGACAUAGAGAGGUUGGCAUCAAAUGAAAGAGCUUGUAGAUUUGUAUGAUACAAAGCAUAUUGCAUGUAUAAAGAAAAGACAGACAUGGUUGAAAAAUAGCAUAUUAUAUGAAGAUGAGUUACACAAAAAGUGUGCAACUAUUUGGGAAAGUUAGCUCUCUGAAUAGACUAAUUACAAGAUUCUUCAUUCCUUUUUUCACAUUUCCACAAAUAAARUCAACAUAGCUCUGAAGACAAGGUUUUACAAGCAGUUGUUGCACUAUAGUGCAAUUCUUCUGAAUCCCAUAAAUCACUAGUUAUAUUUUCUUUUAUUACGGUACUGAGGCUUUUCACUAUGGAUUCCAAAUCUGUCUCAGCCUGAACCAGUCAAAGCCCAUCUGAGGUGAUUCAGAUUUAGAUUUGUUCUCCAUGUCUUCUGCUUAUGUGACAAAUAAGCAGAUGAAUUUGCAGGAACAAACCUAAAAUUGUAUUGAGACAAGUGAAGUAGUAUGCAAUAUAAAGGCAUAGUUAUAGUUAAUAUAGUUAAUAUAGGCACAGUUAAUAAAACUACAACAUCCUGGUUAUGACUUGGUCAUCCACCUUUUUUUGGAAAUUAAAGCACUUGGAAAUCUUUCUCAGAUAAUCUUGUUCAAGGAUGUAUAAGCAUUU